ACUGCUAAAAUGUUGUUGAAAUGAAUACAGCAGUUUUUCGUGGACAAAUAUAAAUAUCAUGGCUAAGGUUAAAUAAAAAUAUUUGUUAUAUGUCUGUAUAUUUCUGACGUCCUACACCAUCACUUUCUUUGCUAAAUGAUGAGCAACACCAACCUUUAGUGAAUAAAAUUGUCGUUUCUAUGAAUACGAAACUACAGAAUAAUGUUUCGUUCCUAACUUUAUUCCGUCCAAAUUAGAGACAUUUCCAACAACCCACGUCUCGUCGGAAGAAGUCUUGCUUUGAAUAGAAUAAAGUUUAGUUAGAGUGUCCUUUCUCAAACUGAUGACAUCUGAAGACAAAGUAGACCAGCACAUAUUUAAAGACAUAUUGAAACUAGAGACAGACUUAGUUGUUCUGACAGUUUAUUGUCAGAACUUGCGAAAUAAUUCUGUUGAUUGCCUGCUUAUUGUUUGAUAAACUUCUUCUAUUACUGGGACGGAUCCAGUUUUAAACUGACAUCGAGAGGAGCCAAUUCAAUAGAGAUGGUUGUUGCUAAUGAACCGUGGAAAGAAAUCUCUACAACAUUCUUUAUUAUGUCGAUGUGGAAAAUCUAAAUGAAGGUUUGUUGUGAAAUAUAGAAGUUGUGUUGAAGCUGUCAUUGUCCAGUCUGACUCGUGACAUCUUCGUCAUUGGCUCUGUAUUAAUAUAAUAUUGGAUGACAUUGCCAUAAAAGAAUUUGAGUUUACAGUAUCUUCAAAUCGCAACAAAAAUAGAGUUGAUGGAAAUAUAGCUGAAAAUAUAACAAGAAAAAGUAAAAUAUCUGUGAUGAGAGAAGGAAAAGGAUGGCAGAUAAACUAUGUAGAAGACAGCCUGAUAGUAUUCAUUUUCUCAGUGAUGAAAAGAAAGAGGAAGUAAAAACAUGUUAUCAGUGUGAUGUCUGUAAAAAGACAUUCUCUUGGGAAAGUAACCUAACUGUUCACAAACGAAUUCAUGCAGGAGAGAAACCAUAUCAAUGUGAUGUUUGUGGUGGUUCAUUCACUCAAAAUGGUGACUUAACUAAACACAAACAUAUUCAUAGUAGAGAUGGACCGUAUCAGUGUGACAUCUGUGGUAAAUCAUUCUCUGGAAGGAUUCAUUUAACUAGACACAAACACAUUCAUAUGGGAAAGAAGCCAUAUCAGUGUGAUGUCUGUGGAAAAUCAUUUUCUCAAAUAGGUCACUUAAGUAGCCACAAACGUGUGCAUACAGGAGAGAAACCAUAUCGCUGUGAUAUCUGUGGUAAAUCAGUCUCAACAAAUAGUAAAUUAAAUAUACACAAACGUCUUCACACAGGAGACAAACCAUAUUCCUGUGAUAUCUGUGGUAAGUCAUUCACUAAUAGUAGUCACUUAAUUUCUCACAAAAACAUUCAUACAGGAGAGAAGCCAUAUUGCUGUGAUGUUUGUGGUGAAUCAUUCUCUCGAAAUGGUGACUUAACUAAACACAAACGUGUUCAUACUGGAGAGAAACCAUAUCACUGUGAAGUCUGUGGUAAAACAUUCUCUGCCAGUAGUGCUUUAACUAUACACAAACAUAUUCACACGGGAGAGAAACCGUAUCACUGUGAUAUCUGUAAUAAAUCAUUCUCCCAAAUAAGUCACUUAAGUAGCCACAAACGCAUGCAUACAGGAGAGAAACCAUAUCAUUGUGAUAUCUGUGGUAAAUCAUUCUCUGAAAGUAGUGUCCUAACUAAGCAUAAACGUAUUCACACUGGAGAAAAACCAUUUCAUUGUGACAUUUGUGGUAAAUCAUUUUCUGUAAAUAUUAACUUAACUACUCACAAACGUAUUCACACAGGAGAGAAGCCAUAUCACUGUGAUAUCUGUGGUAAAUCAUUAUCUGUAAGUAGUCACUUAACUACUCACAAACGUCUUCAUACAGGAGAGAAACCAUUUCAUUGUAAUAUAUGUGGUAAUUCGUUCACUAAUAGUAGCCAUUUAAAUGCUCACAAAUACAUUCAUACAGGAGAGAAACCAUAUCACUGUGAUAUCUGUGGUGAAUCAUUCUCUCGAAAUGGUGACUUAACUAAACACAAGCGUGUUCAUACUGGAGAGAAACCAUAUCACUGUGAUAUCUGUGAUAAAUCAUUCUCUGAUGGAAGUAACUUAAUCAAACAUAAACGUAUUCAUACAGGGGAGAAGCCAUAUCACUGUGAGAUCUGUGGUAAAUCAUUCACUGGAAGUCGUCACUUAACUAUUCACAAACGUCUUCAUACUGGGGAAAAGCCAUAUUGCUGUGAGAUCUGUGAUAAAUCAUUCUCUGCAAGUAGUUACUUAACUAAACACAAACGUAUUCAUACAGGAGAGAAACAGCAUAACUGUAAUAUCUGUGGUAAAUCAUUUCCUCAAAAAUGUCAUUUAACCAAACAUAUAACUCUUCAUCAUACAAAACAGUAUUAAUAUCAUAAUUUGGAUUGUAUUAAAUAAGGUACUGCUUGUAGACCAUUAUAUUUUUGUGGAUCAAAUACAUUUUUCCUUUUUCUUGUUGUUUUAAUUGGUAAUUCCAUAAAUAUUGAUACUUUUCCAUGCAGUAAAUUUUGUAAUUCUACCAAAACACUGCUUGAAUUUCCUACAUGUGAAAGUAUCAAUAUUCACAAAUAUUAAUAUUGAUAUUUUCCAUUAGUGAUACUAGUUGUUGAAGUACAGAAAUUAGUAAAUUACUUUUAAUGAUGGAACUCAAAGUAGAUUAAAGCUCUGAAUAAGAAUGUGUAGAAUACUGGGCUAAAAAAAACCCUUGGAUGGGGAAAAAAGUGGAAGGCUACCUGUGAUGUAAACACAAAUUAAUAUUUUUUCAUUUAUAAAUUCUGUUAAUGAAAUUCACUUUUUAACUUCUUGUUGGUAAAUAUUUCAAUUUUAUGAAUAGCAAGGAGGAAGAAGACAAAAUUGAUUUGAUGAUCAAAAUGUUGGUAAUAUACUGUAUCUAUGAUAACAGGGUGGUAACAAUACCCGAACACUUAAUUUUUCUAUAACUUCAUCUAUAUCUUCAUUGGCAAGGUAACUGUCCUCUGAUAUUUUCAAUAAAAUUGUUUUAUUCUAUCAAAAUAUUCUUCCAGAUUUCAUCUCACUUAUUUCCUGAAGGGAGAAAAGGCACAUUUGGUUUUUACUCUCGGAGUGGUUGGCGUUAGGAAGGGCAUCCAGCUGUAGAAACUCUGCCAAAUCAGAUUGGAGCCUGGUGUAGCCUUCGGGCUCCACCAGUCCUCAGUCAAAUCGUCCAACCCAUGCCAGCAUGGAAAGCGGACGUUAAAUGACGAUGAUGAUGAUGAUUGUGGGUAAAUAACUGAGGAACCUAUUCUCAUAAGCCAUGUUAUAACAUCCCUGUGUAGUGGAUCUUGCAAGCAUGAGGUGGAUUUGAUCCUAGAUAGCCAAAUUUAAAUUAACACUUCAACACAUCUUUUCUCACAGUGGAACAAUGGUUUUGAUGAGUGACAGUAAUUACAUUUGCCAGAUGCCUUAUCUAAGCAAAAUAAGAUCUUCACCACUUGACCCUUCUAACCCCUUAUAAGCCACCAAAAGCUAGAAUUAAAAUAUCACAGCACCACCAUUGUUCUCAACAACACGUCUAUCCUUCUGGAUAGUUAUAAAAGCAAGAACCCCCAAGCAAAGGUCACUUGGUCAGUUGGUGAGAACUACCAUCAGUUACUACCACUAGAAUCAUGGCCACAAGCAGGUAGUUACUAAAGACAGACGACCAGAGGGGAAAAAGAAAGAAGUUUACAAUCAGAGACUAUAUGAAACAACAUCCCACACUCUCUCACUCUCACUAGCUCACUUAUUUUCUCUUACAACAUCACUGUAUCUCUAUUUGUGGAUUACUACUAAAAGAAUGUGUACACAAAAUAUACAAGGAAAAUCUAUGACAGCUAACUUUACUUUGCAUGCUUUACAAUUUCAUCACCUGCCUGUCAAGGCAAGGUAUUGUAUAAUGUAAUGGUAAAAUAAAUAUUUUCUUCACAACUUCAA
Molecule: messenger RNA, 3978 nt
Organism: Octopus bimaculoides (California two-spot octopus)
Lineage: Eukaryota; Metazoa; Mollusca; Cephalopoda; Octopoda; Octopodidae
Biological process (GO): regulation of DNA-templated transcription
Molecular function (GO): RNA polymerase II cis-regulatory region sequence-specific DNA binding; DNA-binding transcription factor activity, RNA polymerase II-specific
Source: RefSeq, a predicted model, not a curated record